Messenger RNA from Symbiodinium necroappetens, 1233 nucleotides. Lineage: Eukaryota; Dinophyceae; Suessiales; Symbiodiniaceae. The record is from the annotation of a GenBank genome assembly.
AUGGCCAGCAUCCGAAGACGGCAUGCGCUGAAGUACGCUUGCUUAGCACUUCUCAUCAUGAAGCUGCCGCGACACUACGGGGAUGUUGGAUUCGUCACAUCGGCACCCCAUGUCGCAAAGCAUCGCGUGUUCGAAGUCGGGAGCCGGCGCGGAUGCCGGCUGCGCGCAGCCGCCCUGGGCCUGGGGACGGACACCUCCAGCGGUGACCUAGCUUUGGGUGCCGUUCUCCUGGCCUUCCUCGGCACCUACUUGCCACAGGUCCUCCGACUGGGCCAAGGCAGCACAUGGCAGGUCGACGGCUUUCGCUACUUCGCGAACCGGGGUCGGCAAGCCUUCUCGGAUGCCACACACACGCUGGCUGGGAAGUACCCAGGAUAUCGCGACAAUGCGGUUUUCACGUAUUUUGACACGUUUGGCGGGAAGACGCUCCCGGACAUGGGCAGCUACUCCCGCUUGCUGCAGCUUAUCGAUCGAGGCGUGACUGACGUCUAUGAUCACAAGCGCGGUCUCGAGCUCCGCUUGCGCGAGUACGGCUGCUCUGAUGUGUUUGCUGCGACUUACUUCUCCUUUGCCGAAGCGUUGCAGGCAACCAGCUCCGAGCCUGAUGCCUUGUUCUUCGCAAAGCUGCCGGAACAAAGUGGGGGUCGUGGGAUCCGGAUUCUGCGCCGUGAGGACUUGCAGCGCGAAGAGCUGCCCAGUGAGUACAUCAUUCAGCGUGCUGUACAGGAUCUCGAGCUGAUUGAUGACCGGAAGUUUGUGAUCCGAUAUUUUUUCGUAGUGCACCGGAAGUGUAUCUAUCUUCACGAGGUAGGUGUCCUGAUCGUGCACGGUGAGAAGUACGACCGCCGCAGCGUAGAUAUGGUUGUCCAGGCAAAACAUGACUGGUACGACGACCGCUCCGAGACGUAUCUCAUAACGCUGCAGUCCGCAGAGCAGGCGCCGCGCUGGCGCAAGGCGAUUGCCGCAAAACUUCGCGAGGCCCUGCCUGCACUCGGCCCGCUCCUGGACUCCAGUGGCUCCGACCGCUACACACUGGUGGGUGGGGAUGCGCUGAUUCAAAGCAACGGCGAGGCGAAGCUCAUUGAGUUCAAUAUGUACCCCAAUCUCUUCAGUGACCAGGAGUUUGUCGAUAAGCAGGUGUACACAACUCUCCUGAAGGACAUGAUGGAGCUACUUCUGCUGGGAAAGCGAACGUCCGGUUUUGUUUGGAGCAGUGGUGAUGCAUGUGGUGCA